AUCAAGGUUUUGUCUCCCUUGUUCCUGUUCCUGCUUCUUGCUCUAGCUCUGCUCUCCAGCAAUUCAGCUCGUGCCUUGGCACACACUUCCAGUGCCUGGAAUACGAGUUGUGAUCCAGCUGCAGUCAAGCCUUUCCCAAAAGUUCAGCCACCCAAACACCCCAGGGUGUUUUUAAUUUGAUGUGAAAAUCCUGGAACUGAAAAGUCACGUCCUGACACCUGGGAGCCUCACAGGCUUGGAAUGACUGGGGAGAAGCUGCUUUGGUUGGCCAUCCCUGAUCUUGCGUGUCCUUUAAAAGGUGCCAGCACUUGCAGUCAAGGCUGGAAGGCUGGGCCUGGAUCUGCUCUGCACCUUUGAGGGAGAUCUGGACCCCUCCUGCCUGACCCCAGGGAGCCAUGGAGGACAAACGGAACAUCCCCAUCAUCGAGUGGGAGCACCUGGACAAAAGGAAAUUCUACGUGUUUGGGAUUUGCAUGACUAUGAUGAUCCGGGUGAGCGUUUACCCCUUCACGCUCAUCCGCACGCGGCUGCAGGUUCAGAAGGGCAAGAGCCUGUACAACGGGACUUUUGAUGCCUUUGUGAAAAUCCUGCGGACAGAAGGGGCGGCCGGGCUCUACCGUGGCUUCUUGGUCAACACCUUCACCCUGAUCUCAGGGCAGUGCUACGUGACCACGUACGAGCUCACUCGGAAGUACGUGUCGCGGUACAACAACAACAACGCCGUCAAGUCCCUGGUGGCCGGUGGCUCGGCCUCCCUGGUGGCCCAGAGCAUCACGGUGCCCAUCGAUGUCAUCUCCCAGCACCUCAUGAUGCAGAGGAAGGGGGAAAGCAUGGGCAGGUUCAAGGUGCAGAACCAGGAUGGCAAGCGUCUGCUGGUCUUUGGCCAAACCAAGGACAUCAUUGUACAGAUUUUCAAGGCUGACGGUUUUAGAGGCUUCUACAGGGGUUAUGUGGCCUCGCUGCUCACUUAUAUUCCCAACAGUGCGGUCUGGUGGCCCUUCUACCACUUCUAUGCUGAACAGCUUUCGAGUUUGACUCCUAAGGACUGUCCCCACCUCCUUCUGCAAGCGAUAUCAGGGCCACUUGCAGCUGCCACAGCUUCCACCCUCACCAACCCCAUGGAUGUGGUGAGGGCUCGGGUCCAGGUGGAAGGCAAGAGCUCCAUCAUUCUCACCUUCAAGCAGCUCAUUGCAGAGGAAGGUCCCUGGGGGCUGACCAAAGGCCUCUCUGCCCGCAUCAUUUCGGCCACUCCUUCCACCAUUGUCAUCGUGGUGGGCUACGAAACGCUGAAGAAGCUGAGCCUGCGCCCAGAGCUGGUGGACUCGAGGCACUGGUAGAGGCAGCUGGUGGAGGAGAACCUUCCUGUGAACUCUGAGUUUGGUCUGGUGCAGGGGAGAGCCUGGGAUGUGUCGCAGCUGCUGUGCCUUUGUCUCUGGCUGGUUUCACAGCACAAGGCAGAUGCAAAAGCAACUGCGCUUCACCUCUUUAGAUUUGAGUGUCAUGCAACGGUCUGCUGCUGGUUUUGCUUAAACUGUGACCUUUGGCAGUGCUCUUUGCCUGGAACAGUCCAUUCAAGGUGUGUGAAUGCAUCCUGGCAAGUUAUUAAUUCCUUUUUUUUUAAAUUAAAGACUUACUGGCUUAAGCAAAAAGCCAAUUUAUUGUCUUUAAAUUAUUUUCAUCUUUGCCAAACUCCCAAGGAGACUCACAGCCUGCAGCAGGACCCUCUGCUGGGAUGUCUCCAGUGGCAGUUGUGCUGUGGGAAGCUGGAAGCAGAAAAUAGACAAGUGACUUUCUCCAAUUACCUGCUUUUAUUUCUAGAAGAUGUGAGACAAGAGUAACCUGGAAUCACUUCAGACCUGAUUUCCUGCGUUUUGAGUAGAUCUACAUACUUGUUUUGUAUAUUCUUGGAAAAUGUUCCCCAUCUCUCAUCCUCCAAACAGCAAGUGGCUGAUAGCAAGUCGGGAGUUGAGCUGGCUGUUUGGAAUUAGCUGAUGGCGGUUUUGACACCUAACUUGUGUUUUUAAUCUGUUGUAAUUUAUUUUUUUUUUUAUUUUAGGGAAGCUUAUUCUGAUUUCUGGAGAACUGAAUGGUUGUCCUGUGGCCUUGUUCAGUGUGUCAAUCCUGCAUGUUCAGAGUGGCUGUGGCCACUUCCCACCUUAGCUAGUUUAAGCCCAGAAAUGCAGUUUAGAAGUGUUUGAUCGUGGUGCUGCCAGCAGCUGGAUGAGAACUCAAUGGGCUUUGAGCUAUAAUUAGAUGGGACGUGAGGAAGGAAAAGCCUUGUGCUGGCUUUUGAUCCGGUUCAAACCUGACAGGCAUGCUUAUAUUGAAUAAGAAGUGGUGGUUCACUUAAUGAGUUUAAAUUCUGCUCAUCCAGUUUGGGAAGGGCAAGGAUAAUGUUUUGCACAAUUGCUGGAUCAGAAGCCUGAGCUAUGCUCUGUGUAUUUUACCAGGUGAAAACUUCAGGGGGAUGAAACCAGAGGCUGCUUUUUGGGGAGGGGAGGGGAGGGAGGGGAUUGUUUGACUGCACUCUGCUGCUCUUGGUGGUUGAGAUUUGCCUUUCAUGCUGCCAGCCCACACGUGGUGCUCAUCUUGGGGGGGGUUUGGGGUGCACCUCCACACAACAGAGUGCACCACCCCAUUCCCCUUCUGCCAUAACCAGGAAUUUUGGUUGAGGUGUUGAUCCUGCUGACCUGUGGCUGUUGCUGGGCUCCACUUGGCUGUCUCUUCCCGAGGGGACUCACCAAGUGUGGCUCUGCUCUUCGUCCCUGCCCAGCAGGCACUGGACAUGCCACCGUGCCUGCUGGAGAUGGAGGGUGCUGAAGCUGCUGCUGAGGAGGGAGAGGCUUCUCUGCUAAGGGCAGAGCUUGAUUCUAAGGGGCAAUGCUGUGAUGGGGCUGUGGGUGAGUCGUCAGAGCCCUCUUCAUCCCAUUUUUGUUUCCUGCAGUGCUCAGAAAAAAGGCACUGGAUGCUGGAGCCACUGGUGGAAUUGUUGGAUCAGCACCUUCUGCACCUGCUCUGCUUCGUGUUUGUUGAUUAAAAGUUGACACCAGUCUGCUCUCACUCUAAUAAUAGAUUUUGCUCUGAAAAGCAGAACAACAGAACCCCAAAUCACAAGGCAGCAGGAUGUUAACACCAAUAUCAACAGGAACAAUAACGAUCAGCCUCUGCCAGGUGCAGCAGGGCCAGUCCCAGUGUGCAGAACAGAGGGGCAGAAGCACCGGUGUGGGGAGACACUGUCAAACUUAAUGUUCCUCUCGUAACCAGCAACGUUCCUUGACAACUAAUAAACGUGAGAGACCUUC
Messenger RNA from Taeniopygia guttata (zebra finch), 3302 nucleotides. RefSeq names its product solute carrier family 25 member 44 (gene SLC25A44). Gene Ontology annotation, cellular component: mitochondrion. Gene Ontology annotation, molecular function: branched-chain amino acid transmembrane transporter activity. Gene Ontology annotation, biological process: branched-chain amino acid catabolic process; branched-chain amino acid transport. The record is from RefSeq and is a predicted model, not a curated record. Lineage: Eukaryota; Metazoa; Chordata; Aves; Passeriformes; Estrildidae.